AUGUCUGCCUCAGAGAUUCGACGAACAUUUAUCGAUUUUUUUACUAAAAAGCAUGGGCAUCUUUAUGUUCAUUCAUCAUCAACUAUUCCGCUGGAUGACCCAACAUUACUAUUUGCUAAUGCUGGAAUGAAUCAAUUUAAACCAUGUUUUCUUGGUACAGCCGAUCCAAAUAGUGACAUGGGAAAAUAUAAACGUACAGCCAAUAGUCAAAAAUGUAUUCGUGCUGGUGGUAAACAUAACGAUUUAGAUGAUGUUGGAAAAGAUGUAUAUCAUCAUACAUUUUUUGAAAUGCUUGGAAAUUGGUCAUUUGGUGAUUAUUUCAAAGAAAAAGCUGUUGAUAUGGCUUGGGAAUUACUUGUUGAUGUAUUCAAAUUAGAUAAAAGUCGUUUGUAUGCGACAUAUUUUGAAGGAAAUCCAAAAAGUAAUCUUCAACCAGAUAUCGAAACACAAAAUCUAUGGAAAAAAUAUUUACCUGAUGAUCAUAUACUUCCGGGUAAUAUGAAAGAUAAUUUUUGGGAAAUGGGUGACACUGGCCCAUGUGGCCCAUGUACAGAAGUUCAUUUUGAUCGUAUUGGUGGUCGAAAUGCAGCUCAUCUUGUGAAUCAUGACGAUCCAGAUGUAUUAGAAAUUUGGAAUCUUGUGUUUAUUCAAUUCAAUAGAGAAAAAGAUGGUUCAUUACGUGAAUUACCAGCAAAACAUGUUGAUACAGGUAUGGGUUUUGAGCGUUUAACAUCAGUGAUUCAAAAUAAACGUUCAAACUAUGAUACGGAUAUAUUUAUGCCUAUAUUUGCUGCAAUUGAAAAAGGAACUGGUGCACGAACUUACACAGGUAAAGUUGGCGCUGAAGAUAGUGAUAAAAUGGACAUGGCUUAUCGAGUUAUUGCUGAUCAUAUACGAACAUUAACUAUUUCGAUAAGUGAUGGCGGACGACCAGAUAAAACAGGUCGCGGUUAUGUUCUUCGACGUAUUCUUCGGCGUGCUAUUCGUUAUUCAUCAGAAAAGUUACAAGCUAAACCUGGCUUUCUUGCAUCUCUUGUUGAUGUUGUUGUUGAAAUUCUUGGUUCAUUCUUUCCGGAAUUACAUAAAGAUCCACAAUUAGUUAAAGAUAUAAUUAAUGAUGAAGAACAACAAUUUUUACGUACAUUAACACGUGGUCAACGUUUACUUAGUAAAACAAUAUCAUCGUUAGGAAAUGCAACAACAUUCCCUGGCGAUAUUGUUUGGCGUUUAUAUGAUACAUAUGGUUUUCCGGCUGAUUUAACACAAUUAAUGUGUGAAGAACGUGGUUUAACAUUUGAUAUGAAGUUAUUUGAAGAAGCUCGACAAAAAUCUUUAACUGCUUCACAACAAACAAGCGGUGAACAAGCUCAAGUUCAAUGUACACUUGACGUACAUGCUAUUGAUGAACUCAAACAAGCAAAAGGCAUCAAGCCAACUGAUGAUUCAUCGAAAUAUGAUUAUAAAUGUGAUGCACAAGGCACAUAUACUUUUCCAUCGAUUCAAGCCACUAUUUUAGCAAUUCGAAGUGGUAAAGAAUUUGUGAAUUCAAUUAGUUCAGGACAAGAAUGUGGUUUGGUACUUGAUCGUACAUGCUUUUAUGCAGAAGCUGGUGGACAAACUUAUGAUGAAGGCUAUAUUGUUAAAGAAGAUGAUGAAAAUGUAGAAUUUCAAGUUCGCACUGUUCAAGUACGUGGUGGUUUUAUUCUCCAUGUUGGUGUUGUCGAAGGAACACUUAGUGUUAAUGAUAAAGUACGUUUAACUAUAGACGAUUUUCGUCGAAAUUUAAUCAUGAAAAAUCAUACGGGUACACAUAUACUUAACUUUGGUUUACGUGGUACACUUGGUGAUACUGUUGAUCAACGUGGUUCAUUGGUUGCACCAGAUCGUUUACGUUUUGAUUUUAGUGCUAAAGGAGCCUUGACACCAGAUGAGCUUAGAAAAACAGAAGCUAUUUGUAAUGACAUAAUUGAUCAAUCUUUACAAGUUUAUGCUAAAGAUGCUUCAUUGGAAGAAGCAAAAUGUAUUGAUGGUUUACGUGCUGUUUUCGAUGAAACAUAUCCAGAUCCAGUACGAAUUGUUUCCAUUGGUGUAUCCAUCGAAGAUUUACUUAAUAAGUCACCUAAAUGUGAUGGACGACUAUAUUCAGUUGAAUUCUGUGGUGGUACUCAUUUAAAAACUAGUAAACAUGUUGAUCAACUUGUUAUUGUUACGGAAGAAGCUAUUGCCAAAGGUAUUCGACGUGUUGUUGCUGUAACAGGUCCUGAAGCUGAAAAAUGCACUAAACGAGCUGAUCAACUCGAAGCAAGCCUUCAAGAUUUAUCACGCCGUCUACGUGAUUCAUCAUCGUUAAGUACAACAUCGGUAUCAUCACGUUUAACAUUUAAUAAAGAAAUCUUUGAUUUCAAUGAAAACAUUUCGCAUGCUAACAUUUCUCAAUGGCGUCGUGAAGCUCAACGUAAUCAAUUAAAAGAAUUGAAAUCAAUAUUAAUUGAACUAGAUAAAGCUGACGUUAAAAAUCAAAUAAAACAUGCUGUUGAUGCAUGCCGAGAAAUUCUAACAAAAUAUCCUGAUCGUAAAUGUUUAAUUGCAAAUUUUGAGAUGGGCAAUGAUACAAAGAAUUUAAGUACAGUUAUUAAUCAAGUACGUACUCAAGCAAAUGAUGUCGCUAUUAUGUUAUUCAGUGUUGAUCAUGAAACCGAAAAAUUUGUUUGUCUUGCUAAUGUAGCUGAUGCACAAAUUAAGGAAAAACAAUUGAAAGCAAAUGAAUGGAUACAAAAAGUAAUUGCAGAAGCCAAUGGACGCGGCGGCGGUAAAGAUAACCAAGCUCAAGCAACAAAUUGCGAUGCUAAACAGAUAGAUCACUGCUUAAAAUUAGCAGAGGAAUUUGCGCUUUUGAAACUCAAUCCGAUCAGACUUUUAAUCAAUUCGUUUAUUAAACGUCCAUGCACACACUUCAGAUCAUUUAUUAAUUCAUCUUGUCUCUUCAAUAAAUCAACUACACGCUACCAAUAUCGACGAGAAUUAACAAAACGUGAAGCAAAUCUACAUAAACAAUUCAUUCAACGACACAUGGCUACACCAAUGAGUGAUGAAAAUGUUGAAAAACUUCUUGAACCAUUUCGAGCAGCAGUUAAAGUUCAAGGUGAUAUUGUGAAACAAAUGAAAGAUAAUAAUGUUAACAAAGACGAUGCAGAAUUUAAACAGGCUAUCAAUGAACUUAAAAUACGAAAAAAAAAACUUGAGGAUCAAAUUGCUAAAGCGAUGCCAAAAGAAGAAAGCAUUGAUCGAUUAAAAAUGGAAGAUUUACUUAAACGAAGAUUUUUCUAUGAUCAAUCAUUUUCAAUUUAUGGAGGUGUCAACGGUCUUUACGAUUAUGGCCCUAUGGGUUGUGCAAUAAAAGCUAAUAUGUUAUCAGAAUGGCGUCGACAUUUUAUUCUUGAAGAACAAAUGCUCGAAGUCGAUUGUUCGAUGCUAACUCCAGAAAUUGUUCUUAAAGCAUCUGGUCAUGUUGACCGAUUUGCUGAUUUUAUGGUGAAAGAUGUUAAAACAGGUGAAUGUUUUCGAGCCGACCAUUUAAUUGAAGCACAUCUUGAAAGAUUACUCAAAGCAAAAGAUAUCACUGCUGAGAAGAAAGCUGAAAUUGAACGUUUACUACCACAGGUUGACAAUAUGAAAGGGCCUGAUAUGCAACAAGUAAUUGAACAAUAUAAAAUGAAAUCACCUGUAACAAAUAAUGAUCUGUCAGAGCCGGUUGCUUUCAAUUUAAUGUUUGCUACUUUAAUCGGUCCAACUGGUCAAUUGAAGGGCUAUCUCCGACCCGAAACAGCCCAAGGCAUGUUUGUUAAUUUUAAACGCUUACUAGAAUUUAAUCAAGGUCGUUUACCGUUUGCUGCUGCUCAAAUUGGUAAUUCGUUUCGAAAUGAAAUUUCACCACGUUCUGGUCUUAUUCGAGUUCGUGAAUUUACUAUGGCUGAAAUUGAACAUUUCGUUGAUCCAACUGAUAAGAGUCAUCCUAAAUUUGAAACUGUUGCCAAUCUUCAAGUUCAAUUAUAUACUGCAACAAAUCAAAUGAGUGGUGAAUCAGCUCGAUUAGUUCGUUUAGGUGAUGCUGUUAGUUCAAAAUUGAUUAAUAAUGAAACUCUUGGUUAUUUCAUUGGCCGUAUUUAUUUAUUCAUGACUAAAGUUGGUAUUGAUAAAACUCGAUUACGUUUCCGUCAACAUAUGGGCAAUGAAAUGGCUCAUUAUGCAUGCGAUUGCUGGGAUGCUGAAUGUAAAACAAGUUAUGGAUGGGUUGAAUGCGUUGGUUGUGCCGAUCGUUCGUGUUAUGAUUUAACACAACAUUCGAAAUUUAGUGGUGAACGUCUUGUUGCCGAAAGAGCAUUACCAGAACAAAAGAAAAUACAAGUUAAUGAAGUACUAGCACAUGCAAAUGUAAUUGGUAAAUCUUAUGGUAAAGAUACAAAUCAAAUAACGCAACAUUUACAAAAGCUAUCUCAUGAAGAUGCAAAAGUCUUACACGAUAAACUUGACCAAGGCGAUGUACCAAUUAUUAUCGAUGGCAAAGAAUAUGCAAUCACAAGAAAAAUGUUUACAUUUCGAACAUCUGAAAAAACUGUACAAGUCGAAGAAUUCGUUCCAUCGGUUAUUGAACCGUCGUUCGGUAUUGGCCGUAUAAUGUAUUCUAUGUGGGAGCAUAACUUUCGAGUUCGACCCGAGAGUGAACAACGAACAUAUUUUACAUUACCACCAUUGAUUGCACCCUAUAAAUGCGUUAUUUUACCAUUGAGUGGCAAUGAAGAAUUCAAACCAUUUGUUAAAGAUAUUUCUGCUCUUUUGACACAAGGUGGUAUUUCUCACAAAAUAGAUACAAGUAGUGGUAGUAUUGGUCGACGUUAUUCACGUUCAGAUGAAAUCGCUGUACCAUUUGCAAUUACAAUUGAUUUUGAUACUCUUAAAGAACCAUUCACAGUCACAUUACGUGAUCGUGAUACAUUUAAACAAAUACGAGCUAAAAUUGACGAAAUAACUAGUAUUCUUCAAGGACUUUCAAGUGGCACAAUAACAUGGGGUGAAAUAUGCUCGCACUAUCCAGCAUUUGUUGAACAGCAGUCAACCAACGCACAAUAA
Rotaria socialis is the source of this 5127-nucleotide messenger RNA. NCBI's taxonomy places the organism in Eukaryota, Metazoa, Rotifera, Eurotatoria, Philodinida, Philodinidae. The record is from the annotation of a GenBank genome assembly.